GGAAUCGAACCCGGGUCCCCAGACUUAUGUGUGCGUACCUGCGGCCCAGCCCGGCUGCCUCGCCUGCCCCGGCCCAUUGGUGCCGUGGCCGGCUGAGUGAGGGGCUCUGAGCUCCUGGUAUGGGCAGCGUGGGCAGUGGAGCCUCCAGCCAGCGGGCCAUCACCAUGCGAAGUGUGGGCACGCGGACCACCCCGAACGGGCCCCUGGCGCCCGCGCUGCCCCCAAAUUCUGUCCGCCGGCGUCUGGAUGACCGCAGCUUCAGCGCUGAUCGCCUGCCAGCACCGGCCACCAAGACAGCAGGCGUCACUGCCAACGAGCACUCUGAGCGCACAGCCGCUUCUCACAAUGCUAAUCGGCAGCACACCGUCAACGGCGAGCGGCUGCUAUCGAACGCUGCUUUCUCCAAUGGGCCUAUGAGGAGGGAACCAGGCCACAGGCGAGGCGAGAGUCUGGAUCUGUGUGGAAACAGCAUAGUACUCAACAACAACAAUGAAAACAAGAACAGCAGCCAUCAAGCACCAGCGCAGCAGCAGCAGCACAAGGACAAGAGCAAAGCCAAGACAGACAACCACAACCCUCCCAACAUCCUGCCCAUCUCGGGCAAGCUGGAGCAAGCACAGGUACAACACGGCCUGAGCACCGAUGCGAAGGACCCUGAUGCGCUUGUCCGUCCCUCCGCCUUCAAGCCUGUGGUGCCCAAGAGCUUUCAUUCCAUGCAAAACUUGGUGUGCCCCCUUCAGGCCAGCGUGGGUGCAGGUGGGGGCACAUCAGGCAGCGGUGCAGGAGAGAGAGGUGGCCAGGGCACCUCGGGAAUCCGCCCGGACGAGGAAACCCCUAACAGUCGAGGAACACACACUGGUGGAGGUACCCGAGCUGGCCAAGGCAGCCUGUCUGAUUCUGGCAGGAAUUCGCUGACCAGUCUGCCCACGUAUACAGGUACAGGCUCAGGCUAUGGUCCUCCACCAGCCCUUGGGCCCCUCAGUGCCUCCACCAGCCACAUCAAUCGCCUUGGCACUGCAACAACCGGUCUGGACAAGCCAGAUAAACCAGGCUACCAAAAUGGUCUGAGUGCCUCUGACAGUGGCCACUCGUCUUCGGGCAAGAGCUCGUCGUCUUAUCAGCGCCUCAGCCACUUGAGUGAUGCGCCAGCACCCUUGCGGCCAUCGCCAUCCUCCGAUGAUGUCAUUCGUGACCUGGAGGACCGCUUGUGGGAAAGAGAGCAAGAGGUGCUCCAUAUGAGACGGAACCUGGAUCAGAGUGAGGCAGCAAUCGUACAGGUGUUCGAAGAGAAGCAACGGGUGUGGGAGCGUGAAAUGGAGGAACUGAGGCAAAACUAUGCUGGGCGGCUGCAGCAGGUGACCCGUCGUGCCCAGCGUUCACAGCAGGCCCUGCAGGCCCAGAUCAGCCGCCUGCAGCAGGACAAGCGCAGGCUCCAGGACGAGAUGACGCUGCUCCUGGCCCAGCGUGAGGAGCUGGAGAAGAAGUGCCUGGACUACAGGAAGGAGCAGGCCGACCUCCUGCCCAAGCUGGAGGAGACCAAGUGGGAGGUGUGUCAGAAGGCAGGUGAGAUCUCCUUGCUGAAACAACAGCUGAGGGAGAGCCAGGGCGAGGUGACCCAGCGUGCUGGAGAGAUGGUGGCCCUAAGGAAUCAGCUGAAGGAGCUGAACGCCCAGCUGAGGGAGCGAGAGCAGGCCGAGAUCAGCCUGAAGGAAUCAUUCUGUACCAAGACGCUGGAGCUGGAGCGCUGCGAGGCAGAACUGCAGGCCAUGCUGGCCGAGGUGACCGUCCUGAGAGACAAGCUGAGUGCAUUUGAGACGGAGGUAGCCGGGUUGAAGAAAGCCCUGAGUGAGCUUAGCAACACCGCUAGCACUCACAGCACCGAGUCCAGCUUGGCUGAUAUGGGUCAGCUGGUGCUGUCUCGGAGCCGUGAACGCAUCCUCUCGCCCCUGAGCCCACCAGAGACGCCCACCUCUUUGCCCCCUCUUUCGUCGCUGCCCUCUGUAUCCUCGCUCCCCCCUUUGCCUGCACUGCCUGCCCCGGACCCACUGCUCAGCCUGCAGAGCGAUGAUUCCAAGGUGCAGCGGCAGGAAGCGGGAGACCUGCGGCGCCAGCUGGAGCUACUUCAAGGGGAGCUGCGUCUGGAGCGGCAGCAGCGUGAGCGCCAGGCACUCACCUUCGCCCAUGAGCGCCAAACCUGGCAGGGAGAAAAAGAGCGUGUGCUCAAGUACCAGGCACAGCUGCAGCUCAGCUACGUAGAAAUGCUGCAGAAGAACCAGGCACUGGAAGAGCGCGUCGACCAGCUCGGGGCCCAGCUGGCCACUCCGAUCCUGGUAUCGCCGGCAACACCGACUUCGCCGCCUUCCUCUGCUAGUCUUGAGGUGCCCACGACAGCACCUGUGGUCGUGUCAAUCACCUCCCCGACACCCCCAGUCGAGGAGAAAAAGGUGCCCGCCCUGCACCAGCUGGCGCCCCCGUGGCCCGUUCCCACUCGUCUGGAGAGGAUCGAGUCAACAGAGAUAUGAUGCCAGUAAAUGUGACCUCCUUGAUGCAGUAUUAAAAAAAAAAAAGAGAAACAAUUAGAGCACCAGUUACAAUAGUGUUAAGUACAAACCCUCCUGAAACAAAAGCGUCAUGUCUAUAACUUCUGAGGACAGUCCAAGGAUGCCCUGCUGAGUGAGGCAGACGUUAGGGUUGAGGAGUGCGGGUUGCUAAGUAAUAUGUUUGUGUGGCCUUAUGACUGACCUAGGAAAAGCUCUGGAUCCUAAAAGGUGUUGGUUUGGGUGGCGGGGGUGUAGGAAGAGCUGGCCCUGAGUCUGUAGCCAAGAGGAACGUGAGUACAUCGAACACUCAGGGGAUAAGGGAUCAGGCAUUAAUAAUCCACAUUUCAGGCUAGACUGAUGUAAGCUAGCUCUCAAUGAACGGUUCACGAUAACAAAUGUGUCACGGUAUAAAUCUAUUACAAACAGCUGUCAAGUUUAAACUUAAAAAACACAACUGAUUAUUUAAAGGUGCAGUUUUGUAAACUAUAAAUCUAUAAACAUAUAAUUUCAAAGAAAAACUGUGUUUUGCAAUAUUGCCAUACGUACAGUGGCUGUACAGCUAGUUUCUUCAUUUUGUUUCGCUUAAAAGAUUUCCAGCCUGGAAAUGUGUUUAAUUCCCGCCGCUGGAAGAGUGUUACUUAACUCCGCCCCUUUUCCCUUAUAAGGCGACGCAUACGUUUUCUAAUAUAUUCACUGCAAGUGCAUUUCACAUCACAGGGAACAACCACAGGGCUCAACAAAUUACAAACUGCUCCUUUAAAUAACAUUUCUCUAAACCCUACAGCAAACAAGAUCAAGAAUAUAUAGAAUAGCAUCCAUAUCAGCUGAAGAGACUGAAGAAAGAUUUUUUUUUUUUUUAAGCUUAAUUAGAAGCUACAGGGAGAGACGUGACACACUUCCUGUCUAUGGUGCUUGUCCAAACCACACCAGUGUGUGUGGGUGUUUUUUUUUUUCCCAAAAUGAAGGACCAAAUACAGUAUUUAGGAGGCGUUGCUGGUCUCGAGUUCCCUCAUAAUGGACGUAGUCGUGGUAGUGAUUACCAGUGGACUCCAAGACCUGGUGUGUUGUAUAGGAGCGUGCCUCAACCCUCCUGAUCUGAUAGCGAAAGCAGCGGCGGAGGACCGACACGUGGUCAUUUGACUUGAAAUCAUAUUACUAGAACAGAACAUUUCUGCUUUUCACCUUUGUAUUCCAUCUUUCCGAAACAAUGUAGAAUAUAUUAGAGAGCAAGCGAGAGGUAUUGAAAAAACAACAACAACAACAUACAAACAAAAAAACAAAUAGUUUGAUGCACUUUGCUUUGGUCUCAGACAAUGUUUCUUUUUAAGAGAGGUGUGUGUUUGAUGAACAGCAUCUGCUGAGUGAUGUUUGGUUUAUGAAGCUGCUAGUUAGUGGAGGAGUCAGCGGCUGAGCCAAAAAAAAAAAAAAAAGUGCUAAGAGGACAAUUAGAAUAGCGCGUGGUCCGUCCACCGCUAAUGAACUAAUGAGUCUGUGUAAGUGGGACCUUACCUUCUUCCAAAAAAGAAUAUGUGUCAAUGUAUACUUUCUGAAAGUAUCAUUU
Neoarius graeffei (lesser salmon catfish) is the source of this 4101-nucleotide messenger RNA. RefSeq names its product leucine zipper putative tumor suppressor 3. Bases 120 to 2522 code for a protein of 800 amino acids. Gene Ontology annotation, biological process: regulation of dendritic spine morphogenesis. The record is from RefSeq and is a predicted model, not a curated record. Lineage: Eukaryota; Metazoa; Chordata; Actinopteri; Siluriformes; Ariidae. Gene Ontology annotation, cellular component: dendritic spine. The transcript has 6 exons.